Purpureocillium lilacinum is the source of this 1047-nucleotide messenger RNA. RefSeq names its product mitochondrial 37S ribosomal protein mS38. NCBI's taxonomy places the organism in Eukaryota, Fungi, Ascomycota, Sordariomycetes, Hypocreales, Ophiocordycipitaceae. The record is from RefSeq and is a predicted model, not a curated record.
AUGCUGCCCUCGUCGGUGCGGCGCGUCGUCUCCUCGGCCCCCCAGGCCGGCGGCCUCGUCUCCUCACUUGCCGCCGCCUCCUCCGCCUCCAAGAACGCCGCCACCGCGACCGUUCCGCUCUUCGUCCGCGGCCACCAGCGGCGCUUCUCCUCCUCGAAGCCCUCGCGCCCGGAUAACGGCUCCAGCGAUGUCGCCGCCGGCCAGUCGGUUCCCGCGUCGUCGGCCUCGGCGCGCGGGGACGGCAAGGCGGCUGGCGAGAAGCGGAAGCGAAAGAGCAAGGACGCCUCCGACGUGAGCGCCGCCUCGUUCCGAAAACUCCCCAGCGUUCCCAGCACCCACCACAUGUCUCAAGAAGCACUCGGCCUUUCGAGCUUCUUUUCUCUCCACCGGCCCAUCUCCAUCACGCAGACCAUGCCGCGAUCCGUGACCGACGAGCACUUUGCCUCCAUCUUCACGCCUCGAACAAAGUCGAACAAAGUCUCCGACACAGUGUCAACCAUCUCCAGCACCAUCGAUCAGCUCGACGGCCCCAUGGCCCAGCUGACGAUAGGCGGGCACCAGGAAGACCAUGGCAUGGCCGAGGGCAUGCAGAAGGUUGAGCUGCGGAAUCCUGACGGCAGCGAGUCCAGCAUCUACCUCCAGGUCGACACCAUGUCAGGCGAAUUUCUGCCGUUCCGCCCGCCUCCCCUGCCGCAAGAGCAAUCCGGCGUCGAGGCGGAUGGCCUUUCCGCUCACGCUCAGGUCGUCGAGGACGUGCCGCAUCACCGCGUCUACAAGGCCAUGUUCACCAUCGAGGAGUCCACCGAGCCCGACGGCCAGAUCCGCAUCGUCGCUCACAGCCCGCGCAUCGUCAACGACGAGCAGCCCCGGAGCUUCCUGGAGCGCAUGGCGCGCCGCCAGGUCCGCUUCGACGAGGCCCAGGGCCCCCGCCGCGACAUGCACGCCAUCAGCGUCAAGCGGCAACGGAAACUCAAGAUGAAGAAGAAGAAGUACAAGAAGCUGAUGAAGCGGACGCGGAACCUGCGCCGCAAGCUUGACCGGACGUAA